CUUAUCAGUCCGUAUCUGCAGUUGUAAACAAUAUGGCGAUCAGGGGGCUACAGAAAUAAGUUGUAACAGCAAUAAGCAAGAUGGAGGAAGUAAAAAGCCCCACAAAUGAGUUUGAGCUUUUGGGAGACAUGGAAGGACAGGACUCACAGGAAAGCACAAAUGCAGAGGAAGAAGAAUUCCCAAGUUCCAAUGAGCAGUUGUACUUUGGAGGCCUUUUCCCACCAUCAAGUAGUUUUUACAGGGGUAGGCCUAAGCCAGAGGACACCUCCAAUAAUUACAGGAACGUGACUGCCGACUGGAAGAUGUCACUCUCCCGAUCUCCAAUACAGAACGACGAUGUCAAUAAAUACAGACUGGAGAACAACCAGCUCCGCCUACAGGUCAAACAACUCAACCUUGACCUCCAGUCAGAACAAGAAUCCCUGUCUCAAGUGCGCAGAAGAUUAAAUGCAGUAGAGAAAGAAAGACUUGAAGCAGCCACUCGUUCAAAUGCAGAGAUCUCUGAGUUGGAGAGUCAGGUUGCCAAAUUGAGGUCACAGCUGGAGAAAGGGGAGGCCACCCGACAAAACCUAGAGUUUGAGCUCACAAAAUGUCAGCGAGAAAUCAACCACCAAAGGAGCUCUUCCUACGAAAAAGAAACGAAGCUUACUGACUUCAAGGACCAAUUACAAGCUAAAAUUUCGGAAUUGACAAGGGACUUGCAGGAUACCCAGCAUCAGUUAGAGAUUGAAAAACAAGGAUCAAAAGAGACGGAGGCUCAGCUCAAGAUGAGCAUUGAGGAGAGAAAUCAUUCAGUGUCAAAAUGUCACACAGAGCUGGAUAUACUGAGAGCAGAGAGAGACAAACUGGAUUCUCUUGUUUUACAACAUGAAAGUGCCAUAUCUGAGUUCUCAGAAAAAAUACAAGAACUAGAAAGUGAAAGAAAAAAUCAAACAGAAAACCUUAGAAGAACUUUAACAGAAAUUGAAUAUGCAAAGGAAAGAGAAGAUAGGCUUAAGAAAGAUUUAGAGAUGUCCCUACAGAGGCUUCGUACAGUGGAGGAAAACAUUGAAGCUGAGAGGGCAGCACAUCUAGAAACAAAGUUCAACUCGGAAAUCAUACAGCUUCGAGUAAGGGACUUGGAGGGGGCUUUAGAGGUAGAGAAGUCGGCCAAUGAUGAAGCUAACAAGGCAAUAGACCGACUCACUAAACAGAUCCGAGAGCUGGAGCAUUCAUAUGAGGAGGAGCGGAGGAAUAACAAGGACACUAACACCAAGCUAGAUAAGCUGGAGAAGGAGUAUAGUUCUGUGAAGAGACAGCUGACAUCAGAGGUGGAGAACAAGAAAAACGUCAUACUAAACCUGUCAAAGGAACUGGAGGUCCAUCAGAAAAACUUUAAUGAGCUCAAAGAGGAGCUAUCUAAGGCCAAGAAGAGGCAGAUUUACCUGGAGGAGACGUAUGGAGGAAGUAUGAGGGAGCUGGAGCUGCUACUGAACAACUUCCAGGUGGACGAAAAACCCAAACGGGCCUCAAUAUCUAAGAGUAAGAAGGAUAGUAAAAGUACGGCCCCAUCCUCUGUCCUGGAGACUCUACGAGUGACUCUGACUGAGUACAAGAAACGCCUGGAUGACACCACAGAGGAACUUGUAAAAAUGAAAAAGUCCAGCGAUGCUCUUCAUAAAGAGAUUGACCAAUGUAAGGAGAUGAUCUGGGCAAAGGACAAAGCACUGGAAGAUGCUCAGAAGAACUACACGAGGACAGCCAAGGAGUUGAACCGAGUGAGAUCAGAGUACUCAGAGAUGGAGAACAGCAUGGCCAAGAUGAGAAUAACUCUACAGAGCUCCAGUAGUAACUCCACCAAGGACAGGAAACGAGUGCAGGAACUGUCAGAGGAGAUUAUGAAAUUGGUUAAAAGACAUAAAGCAGAUGAUGAGGAGAAGCUGGCCUUCCUGCAUGGUAUGUACCAGCGCCUGCUGGCCGGCCGGGUUAUGGUGCCUCCUAAGGAUACCUCCAUCCAUCAGUUUACCUGGGCUGACCUCACUAGUCUCGUGUAUGAACAGAUGUGUAACUUAGUGACCACUGCUCAGAGAACUGAUGAGAAGAUAAGACAUCUUGAAGAGGCUGUUAGGAUGAAGGAGGAUGCUUUGGAUGACAUGCAGAAAGCUCAUGAAGAUCAGCUUAACAAACUGACAGCAUUGACCAAAGAACGAGAGAUUGCCUGGAACAAACAGAAAGAGGAAAUUGAGGCUCACUACUCACAACUGCUGAAUGAAAUUCAGUCUCGGUCUAAAAAGAGUCAGUCAAUGGCGGAUCAGGCUUGGGAGAAGAUAAGGAUGACUGGCACGGUCCAACAAGGGUUAGAGACUGAAUGUUCCGAUCUGAGAAAUCACUUAAUGGAAGCCCAGAAACAGAACCGGGCCCUGCUGGCUACCUGCAGUCUCCUGGCCGGUGCCCUGUAUCCCACUUUUUCCAGAUCCUCCCUCCUGGCAAUCCAGAGAAACAUGCUGGAGGAGCAGAUGUCAAACUGGGAGUUUUGUAGAGAGAGAAUGGAGCUUCUGGUCACCACACUCAGUGCAGAGAUGAAGGCUGCCGCCGGGGAACCAAGUAAGCUGGAGAAACCAGCCAAGAGGCACCCCCUGCUGACCUUCAGAGUGGGAGUGGUGGCUGUAUUGGCUGCUAAUAGGCUGAGAUUCUUUGGACAGAACUGUAACAGAAUGUUUGUGACUUAUGACACAGUGAUAUCCAAUAUGAAUGGAAUAGUUGUAUGUACAGGGGGAGUGAAAUCAGCAUUAAAGGCUUUCCCAGGAGAUACAGAAGAAAGAAAUACUGGAGAGAUGCACAGUGCCAUUUUACAAUGGUUGUCCAGCACAGAGCUGUUAAACACUGCCACCACUUCAAUGUCUGAGCUUUUAGAGGUCACAGAUCAGAUCAAGGGCAAAGAGAAAGCAUCAGCUGUAGAGAUGAGAGCUGUUGUCAAUGCCGCCAGGAAUUCCUUUACCAAGCUGGUGGACAAAUUGUGCCGACAGUUUGAGGGAAUUUCCCCUCAUCCUGGUUUAGGUGGUAGAGAUCGUAAUUCUCUUAUCAGGGUUCUUGGGAGAGGUCUCAGCAAAAUAUGUGUUGGAAAAUCAGUGGACCAGAAAGGACAAAUGGUCCCAGCUCAGGAGUUACUUGGAGCUCUACAGACCCACAUUCUGGAUUUUACUCAGAGGCUGCACACAGUGGAAGUGGAGAGGAGGCAGCUGGUCCUAGAACUGGGUCGUAUGAAGGACGAGUGUGCUGACCUCCCACAGAAAGAGGACAUAGAGAGGCUACAGGACCAACUCAGCACCAUCAAGGGCCAGGACCUUGAUGUAGUCUCCAUUGAUAAGUUUGAGAGUGUGUGUCAGGAACUGAACAAUGCCUUACAGCGGGAGCAGCAGGCCCAGCAGCUGUUGGUAGAACAGAGUCGUCAGCUAGAGGAGAUCACAAUGAGGCUGGAUCUCUACACAACAGAGGGCAUGGAGAAGGAACAGACUCUCUCAGAGGCUGUACACGGGCUGACGGAGACUAAAGGUGAGCUGAAGAGGAAGGAGCAGACAUUGAGGCAGCUGAACAGACAGGUGAUAUCUCUGGAGGGAGAGAAGAAGGCCCUCCUUACCAAUGUAGCGGAUGCUGAGAAGGCAUUGAGGACUGUAGCCAGAGAUAAGGAAACAUUGGCCCAAUAUCUCAAAGCUGUUACUAUGGCAUUGGAGCAGGCCAAGAAAGAGCUGACCCUGGCUAAGGGCAUCACAGACUUCUCUUGGACUAAAAGGUUACUGAAUGCUGACUUCAUUCCUAGUGAUGUCGGCAAGGCUGGGCCAGAGCUCAUUGCUGCACAGAAUUUGGUGGGGGCGUUUGUUGAGACUCAGAACCAGGCAAUCAGUAAGAUCAAGUCUCUGGAGGAGGAGAUAGAUACACACCAACAACACAUCAACACGCUGAAACGGGAGCUCAGCGACGCUGUCCGCCGCGAGUAUGACGAGAGUGCUGAAAUUCCUACACGUGACCACAAUAGAGACAUGGAUAUGACUCAGUCAGAAAGUUUCUUGCCAAUCAGAGAGGACUCAGAAAUCUCCUUUGGUAUGCCUAAGGCAGCUACACCCAAGUCUAAGAAGCUGGAUUCAUCUCUCAGGAGAUCAGAAAGUGAUGCCAAGCGUUUUAUUCAGAAAUGGUCCCCAAAAUUCCAGACUCCAGUUAGGUCUAGUCGAUCGACCAACAUCCGUCCUAAAGCAUUUGAACCACACGGGAGGUAGCAGAAUGUAAAGGGGGACAACUCUACAGGGUUAGCAUUCCAUACUGUCAGCUGUGAUAUAUCUACACAAACCAAAUAUACUCACUCAUUUCUUCUGACCACAUAAUUCCAAUCAAAAUCCACCAAACAUCUGUCAUUUGACUGGGAUCUGUGGUAGUCAUAGCCUUCCGAUGUAACAGAUCCAGAAACCUGAGGAUUUUUGUGUAAGACUGUCUUUGUGGUGCUAUUGUUACUAAGAGAUGAUAUUGUUCUAUUGUAUGUGUGUAUCUGACUAAAUGUUUAGAAGUUUAUAGAUGAAAUUGUUAUGCUUUCAACAGAUUGCAUUUUAAUUU
Messenger RNA from Saccostrea cuccullata (small rock oyster), 4581 nucleotides. Its product is annotated as coiled-coil domain-containing protein 171-like. NCBI's taxonomy places the organism in Eukaryota, Metazoa, Mollusca, Bivalvia, Ostreida, Ostreidae. Bases 81 to 4250 code for a protein of 1389 amino acids. The transcript has 32 exons. The record is from RefSeq and is a predicted model, not a curated record.